Molecule: messenger RNA, 1754 nt
Organism: Prorocentrum cordatum
Lineage: Eukaryota; Dinophyceae; Prorocentrales; Prorocentraceae
Source: the annotation of a GenBank genome assembly
GGCGCCCAGCAGGCCGACGUCGGCGACCUGCUCAGCCUCUCGCAGGCGGACGUGGUCGUCAACCGCUCCGUGCCGCCCGAGCUCCAGCAGCCUAACGCAAGUGGACACGCCGCAGGUGGAGAUGGCAACGCCUUUGAGGAUCGACCUGGCCUCUGGUGCCGCGGCCGCUGCCGGCUCUGGGGGAGAUGCCGCCGCCCCGGGCGAGGAUACGCUCGGGAGGCAUCUCCAGUGGGUCUCACGCGCCAGGCGCGUCGGCGCGGGGACGCAGCUGCACCCCUGCUGGGUGCCCGAGUGGCACCGGCUGCGGGAGCCGCUCGUCGGCGGCUGCUGCGCGUGCCUGGCCCUGGCGGGCGUGCUGUGCUCCGCGGGGGGCAUCGGCGGCGGCGGCGUCUACGUGUCCGUGCUAAUGGCCGUGGGGGGCCUGCCCAUUCCCCCGAGCGGUCGUGUUCGUCGGAGCGGUCUCGUCCACGCUCCUGAACGUUGCGGCAGGGCCCAGAGGGCAGGCUCGCGGGAGGUGCCUCAUAGACUUCGGCGUGUGCCGCAUCGUGGUGCCCGCGGCCCUGGCGGGCACGUUCGUGGGCGUGCUUCUGAAUAAUGGGCUGCUUCCCGCCUGGGUCAUUCACGGUUUGCUCACGGCCGUCCUGGUCGGCAUCACGGCCGUCGUGGGGAGGACAACGGUGCGGCAGUACCGGGAGGAGGAGGAGAAGUUGCUGGCGGCCUCGUCCUGCUGGCCAGAUGGAAAGACGGCCCUGGUGCAGGGCGAGCUCCGUUUGGACGGCAUGUGCGGCGGCGCGGGCACGAAGCGAGACAGAGCCACUCCCACCGAUUUUGUCUCCUCCCUGGUGCUGCUCAUCAUUGUGGUUGCGUCCAGCGUCGUGAGGCAUCACGCAGCUCAAUGCCGCUCGUCAUUGGUUCUGAACGGAGGCGUCGGCGCAAUCGAUGGUUGCAACCACCCAGCGGUGUCCUGGCUGGGGUCCAGCACUCUUCGGACUUGGAUGUCGGAUGACGCAACAGCUUAUAUUUUAAGCAGCUCUGCAUCUCUCGUACCUCUUGCCUUGUGUCUGGCUUGCGUCGCAAAUUACAGUGGCUCUCUUGUCAGGUACGAAGGGUGGUCCGCAAGGACGGUCUUGAAAUACGACGUCAUGGCUUUCGUCACAGGCGCUCUUGCUGGCAUGGUUGGCAUCGGCGGGGGCCUGAUCUUUUCGCCGUUCUUCAUCACGAUGGGCAUGGACCCCUCCACGGCGGUGGCAACGUCCACGACGUGCGUACUCUUCACCUCCUCCUCGACCACGCUGCAGUACCUGCUGACGGACCGCAUCAUCGUGUCGCUGACGGUGGUCUACGGCCUGGUGAGCAUGGCCGCCUCGCGCGCGGGAACGAGGUGCGUCCACGCCCUGCAGGAGCGGCACGCGGCGCGCGGGUCCUACGUCUCCCUGAUCGUGGCCGCGGGCGUCCUCGUGAGCGCCGUGCUCGCCGCCGCGAAGCUGGCGGAGGGCCUGCUGCACCCCGAGGCGCUGGCGCUGGCGCACCUGUGAGGCGCUGCACCGGGGCGGCCAGGCACCCCCCCGCGAAGGUCGCGCGAAGCUCGCGCGCGCGCGCGCGCGGGCUGCGACGGGCCGCUCGCCGCGCCGCGCCGCGCCGCGCCGCGCCGCUCGUCGCGCAGCCAGCGCGGAGCCAGCGCGCGGCGAGCCGCGGCCCUCGCCUUUGGAGGGCGCCCGAGCGGCGCGGAGGCCCGCGGCGCACGAAAGGCGCCC